Apaloderma vittatum (bar-tailed trogon) is the source of this 899-nucleotide messenger RNA. RefSeq names its product dehydrogenase/reductase (SDR family) member 7 (gene DHRS7). The record is from RefSeq and is a predicted model, not a curated record. Gene Ontology annotation, molecular function: oxidoreductase activity. NCBI's taxonomy places the organism in Eukaryota, Metazoa, Chordata, Aves, Trogoniformes, Trogonidae.
AAAAUGAACUGCGUGGCAAGGUUGUCUGGGUGACAGGAGCCUCAAGUGGAAUUGGAGAAGAAUUGACUUACCAGCUCUCAAAGAUAGGAGCCCUGCUUGCCAUCUCGGCAAGAAGUGAAAGAGUGAAAAAGAAAUGCCUUCAGAUUAGCAACUUGGGUGAAAAAGAUAUCCUUGUUCUGCGUCUGGACUUGACUGAUAGAAGCUCUCAUGAAGCUGCAACCAACAGUGUUCUUAAGCAUUUUGGCAAGAUUGAUGUUUUGAUCAACAAUGGUGGACGUUCCCAACGCUCUCUCUUCGUGGAUACAAACCUGGAUGUCUACAGUGCCAUAAUGGAGCUCAACUACCUCGGUACCAUCUCUUUAACAAAGUACGUCCUGAAUCACAUGAUCCAAAGGAGAAGAGGGAAGAUUGUCACUGUGAGCAGCGUGAUGGGUAUCAUGGGAGCUCCUCUUGCCACCGGCUACUGUGCCAGCAAGCACGCUCUGCAGGGUUUUUUUAAUUCUCUUCGGCCUGAGCUGACCGACUACCCCGAGAUAAGCAUUAUCAACAUCUGCCCAGGACCGGUACAGUCUAAGAUCAUACAAAAUGUCUUCACGGAGAAUCUUGGAAAGUCCUUAGAGAACAGUGGCGACCAGUCCCACAAGAUGCCCACCGACCGCUGCGCGCGGCUCACCCUGGUGAGCGUGGCCAACGACCUGAAGGAGGCCUGGGUCAGCGACAACCCCUACCUGGCCGUGUGCUACCUCUGGCAAUAUGCACCCACGUGGGCUUGGUGGCUGACAAACAGAAUGGGCAGGAGGAGGAUACAGAACUUUAAGAGUGGACUGGAUGCAGAUGCUUCUUACUCAAGAAAGAAGAAGUAAGGACAAGCGUGUACAAAAUCCUGCUGUGCUUGUGCU